AUGGCGACUCGUGGCCGAGGUCGUGGACGAGGAUUGCUCGUGGCGACAAGCGUGGCAAAACCAGGAGUUAAAGAGUCAGCAAAUCAUGAAAACGGUUCAGCGGUGACUCUUCAGGAAAUAACUCAGUCCAUAAGGAGACUGGACAUUGAGCCAGAUGACGACCAAAUCCUGCCGUCAUGUGACCUGAUUAAACAGUACAUCCAGACUGAGGUUCACAUGGGCGAGAUAGCGAAUCUGAUCUAUGGUAUGUGCCUCAAAGACAGAGACUUUGCUGUGCCGGCUGGAAAGCUGAUCAAUGCUCUGCAGAAUAUCGAUGUGGACGGAAUGAAGUUGAGGACGUCGUUUCUUUCCCUAAUGCAGAAAGACUUUCUAGAAAAAGACAAACUGCGUGAAUCGUCUAAUGAGAAAUUCCUGUCUUUGGUGGCAUUUUUGUGUCAGACAUUCGGCACGGUGCGUCUAGCGAACGGGGAGCCUAUGUUGGUGCUGACUACGCCGGUGUUCCAAUGUCUGGACGCCAUCGCUACGGAUGGCCAGGAAGAGGAGAUAGAGUGUCUUGUAUAUCAGUUACAGUGUCAUGGGAAGCUGCUUGAGGAAAAGACGCCACAGGAAAUGCUCAAACUGAUGCAGAAAGUCCGCCAGGCCAUUGUCUCGCACAAGACUUCUGCCAGGGUGCGCUGUAUGCUCUUAGAGCUUCUGGAGACCUGGUACAACAAAUGGCAACCACUUUCCACAGCCACGUCAAAUUUUUAUGCAGAUCUGUUUUCAGAAUCUUUGUUACAGGAUUCCUGAUGUUAAUAAGAUAUGUUGUAUUAGAACCUGGUUUUUCCAUUGACAAGAAUGAGACGGGUUGGUUUCUAAUCCGUUUGCAAAGGGAAUGGACACUUCUUAACUGCAGGCUUCCACCCAUCCACAUAUCUGUUGAUGUUGCUCUGUUUUAUACAGGGCGCUGCUAUUCCUCGGAUUACAAGAGUUACUUCCCUUGGUAGAAGUCAAGGGAAAAUCCAUUUUACUCGAUAAUAAGUUUUAGAUUUUGUUGUUGCAGGGAAAAUACUCAGCUUCAUAUCAUAGAUUUGCGUGUGUCUCAUAUUAGAUUUUUAAUGAGGACAGAUGUUUCUGAAGGUCAUAUGUCCUGGAUUUACAUUUUGUGGUAUUGAGUCAGAUAUAUGUCCUGUAUGAACAGAUUUCUUCUCAUUGCUUAUAAAAGAAAACUAUGUGCAAAGGAUUUGUAUUGAAACUGUGUAUGUGUGUGU
Liolophura sinensis is the source of this 1250-nucleotide messenger RNA. Its product is annotated as CBP80/20-dependent translation initiation factor-like. The transcript is spliced from 5 exons. Gene Ontology annotation, cellular component: cytosol. The coding region runs from base 1 to 789 and encodes 262 amino acids. NCBI's taxonomy places the organism in Eukaryota, Metazoa, Mollusca, Polyplacophora, Chitonida, Chitonidae. Gene Ontology annotation, biological process: regulation of translational initiation. The record is from RefSeq and is a predicted model, not a curated record. Gene Ontology annotation, molecular function: protein binding; translation activator activity; RNA binding.